AUGAGUGCAAUUGACUUGACUUCCAUCCUCGAUCUUCUGGACGUGGGAAAUUUUUCUGAUAGCAACUGGACGUGCAACAAUGGAGACUGCAUCAUUGUGGACACACUCUCAUGCCCUAGCACACUUAAUAAAAGUGUCUUACUGUACACCCUCUCUAUCUUCUACAUCUUUAUCUUUGUGAUAGGGCUGGUGGCCAACUCGGUGGUUGUCUGGGUCAAUCUCCAGGCCAAAGCGACUGGUUAUGAAACCCACCUCUACAUCUUCAAUCUAGCCAUCGCUGACCUGUGCGUUGUCAUCACCCUUCCAGUCUGGGUGGUCUCCCUUGUCCAGCAUAACCAAUGGCACAUGGGAGAAAUCACAUGCAAGGUCACUCACCUUAUAUUUUCCAUCAACUUGUUUGGGAGCAUCUUCUUCCUGGCAUGUAUGAGUGUGGACCGCUACCUCUCAGUUGCCUACUUCACCAAUUCCAGUAACUGCAAGAAGAAGAUCAUCCGACGCUUCAUCUGCAUCUUUGUGUGGCUUCUCGCCUUCUGUGUCUCUCUCCCAGACACCUAUUACCUGAAGACCGUCUCUUCAAACAAUGAAACUUACUGCCGCCCUCUCUAUCCAGAGGAGAGCUUCAAAGAGUGGCUGGUUGGCAUGGAGCUCAUCUCUGUUGUGUUGGGCUUUGCCAUUCCUUUUCCCAUCAUUGCUCUUUUUUAUUUUCUCCUUGCAAGGACCAUCUCUGCCUCCAGUGACCAAGAAAGGAAGAGCAAUGGGAAGAUCAUUUUCUCUUACGUUGUUGUGUUUCUUGUCUGCUGGCUGCCCUACCACGUGGUCGUCCUGCUCGACAUCUUCUCGGUCCUUCAUUUUAUACCCUUCAGUUGUCAAAUGGAGAACUUUCUGUAUGCGGCUCUUCACGUCACCCAGUGUUUCUCCCUCAUCCAUUGCUGCGUCAACCCCAUACUCUACAGCUUCAUCAACCGAAAUUACAGAUACGAGCUCAUGAAAGCCUUUAUUUUCAAGUACUCGGCCAAAACAGGCCUCACCAAACUUAUUGAUGCUUCCAGAGUAUCCGAAGCUGAGUACUCUGCUCUGGAGCAAAAUGCCAAAUGA
This is a messenger RNA of Emys orbicularis (European pond turtle), 1095 nucleotides long. RefSeq names its product atypical chemokine receptor 3 (gene ACKR3). Bases 1 to 1095 code for a protein of 364 amino acids. The record is from RefSeq and is a predicted model, not a curated record. Gene Ontology annotation, molecular function: G protein-coupled receptor activity; coreceptor activity; chemokine binding. Gene Ontology annotation, cellular component: membrane. Gene Ontology annotation, biological process: angiogenesis; vasculogenesis; chemotaxis. Lineage: Eukaryota; Metazoa; Chordata; Testudines; Emydidae. The transcript has a single exon.